Haliotis rubra (blacklip abalone) is the source of this 1324-nucleotide messenger RNA. RefSeq lists its product as uncharacterized. The transcript is spliced from 9 exons. The record is from RefSeq and is a predicted model, not a curated record. NCBI's taxonomy places the organism in Eukaryota, Metazoa, Mollusca, Gastropoda, Lepetellida, Haliotidae. Bases 122 to 922 code for a protein of 266 amino acids.
ACGAGUGUACUUACUCCCAGUAUAGGCAGUAUAGAGUGCGCCUACGCCGGGUGAAGCUGUAGUGAUAUAACAAGCUAACUCAUAGUCGUGAAAUACGUAAAACUGUAAUUCGAACAAAAAGAUGCUGAAUCAGUCCAUUCCUGUUGCCAUGGCAUUGAGAGGAAAAGUUGCGCUCAUCACAGGUUCCAGUUCAGGAAUUGGGGCAGGAAUUGCAACAGUAUUUGCGAGAGAAGGGGCCAAACUGUCACUGACUGGCAGGAAUGAGAAGAAUUUGGAGGAAGUGGUCAAGAACUGCAAGACGGAAGCUUCUGACGAUGUUCUCACAAACAUGGGUGACAUCACACAGGAUGCUUUCAGAAAGACUCUGGUGGAAGCAACCAUUCAGAAGUUCGGGAAAAUAGACAUUCUGGUGAACAGUGCUGGGACCACAGGUUCAAGUCCGCUGCAAUCAACGACCAAAGAGCUGUAUGACAGUGUCAUGGCCGUAAACGUGGAGGCACCCGUGUUUUUGACACAGUUAGUUGCACCGUAUUUGACUGAAUCAAAAGGAUGUGUGGUUAAUAUUUCAUCUUGCGUCACGAGUACAAUUGCUCACGGAUGGGGUAUCUACGCCAUGUCAAAGGCGGCCUUGGACAAAUUCACAAGAUACCUUGCACAUGAAAUGGUUUCACACGGAGUUCGCGUGAAUGCAGUCAACCCAGGUUACAUACCCACUCAAUUAUUGUCUCGCAACUUAUCGAAAGAAGAUUGUGCCCAGAUGGAUAGUGGUCUAACUAACGCAACGCCAGUUGGUCGAGCAGGUACCACAGAAGAAAUUGGCCACAUUGUUGCAUUCUUAGCCUCCGAGAAAGCAGCCUUUGUGACUGGAGAAUGUUUCAGGGCCGAUGGUGGUUUGACAAUGACCACACCAGUCCUUACAUAAAGCAGAUGGUCGCAAGGAGCCAAAAUGCCUCCAUCAAUUGCAGACUGUGUAACGAGAAAGUGGCGUGUAUCAAAUAGACUAGACACAUACCAAUGAAAUUUGACAGAUGACUUUUAUUUAUAUAGAACAAAUUACCAACAAACAAAUUCUGAAAUACUCCCGAAAUAUUACUAAUACUGAUACAGUGGAGUAGCUUAGUAGUUAUAGCGUUCACUCAGCACGCCAUAGACCCGGGUUCGAUUCCCCAUAUGGGCACAAUGUGUGAAGCUCAUUUCUGGUGUCCCUCGCCGUGAUAGUGCUUGAAUAUUGCUAAGAGCGGCGUAAAACUAAAUUUACUCUCACUUAACAAAACCAAGAUAUUGCCCCAGUGCUUAUAUAAAUAAAUAUUGAUGUACAUGCUGA